Molecule: messenger RNA, 1200 nt
Organism: Pongo pygmaeus (Bornean orangutan)
Lineage: Eukaryota; Metazoa; Chordata; Mammalia; Primates; Hominidae
Product: non-histone chromosomal protein HMG-17-like
Exons: 1
Coding region: 1-390 (129 amino acids)
Biological process (GO): chromatin organization
Cellular component (GO): nucleus; chromatin
Molecular function (GO): nucleosomal DNA binding
Source: RefSeq, a predicted model, not a curated record
AUGUUAUUCUCACCAAAAAAGGCAUUACAAAAAAUUGGACUACAUUUUGAAUUUUGUCAAUUAAAAAAGCGUGGGAGCAGUGUGAAGGAGAAGAGGCAAGAACGACCCCCGGACCAACCAAAGCCCACGCGCUGCUUCGUCCCACAUCCCGCCACCGCUGCUGCCACCAUGCCCAAGAGAAAGACUGAAGGGGAUGCUAAAGGAGAUAAAGCCAAGAUGAAGGAUGAACCACAGAGAAGAUCUGCGAGGUUGUCUGCUACACCUGCUCCUCCAAAGCCAGAGUCCAAGCCUAAAAAGGCCCCUGCAAAGAAGGGAGAGAAGGUACCCAAAGGGAAAAAGGGAAAAGCUGAUGCUGGCAAGGAGGGGGAAGGUGCUGGAGAUCCCAAGUGAAGUGUGUGCAUUUUUGAUAACUGUGUACUUCUGGUGACUGUACAGUUUGAAAUAUUCUUUAUCAAGUUUUAUAAAAAUGCAGAAUUUUGUUUUACUUUUUUUAAGCUAUGUUGUUAGCACACAGAACACUUCAUUGUUGUUUUUGGGGGAAGGAGUACAUGUCACUAAUAGAAUAUCUCUGAAGCUGGAUUGAUGUGGGGAAAACACCUUUCCCUUCUAGUUUUGAGAGAAUUCCUCUUGGCUCCCAGGAGGAGGGAUUCCCUGACUUUGACACACAUGGCCACCUUGGCACAAAAGCCUUGUGGUAUGGAAAAACAAAUUCGUUUUUAUGUCUUCUUUUCCCUUUCCAUCUCUCAGCAUAGACUUAAUCCCCUUAAGCCCAGACAUCUGUUGGGACCUGACCCCCAUUCAUUGGUUACCAGUGUGUCUGGCAAUCUGGACUUUCCAGUGAUGCCACUGAGAUGGCACCUGUCAAAAGAGCAGUGGUUCCAUUUCUAGAUUGUGGAUCUUCGGAUAAAUUCUGCCAUUUUCAUUUCACUUCCUGAAAGUCAGGGUUGGCUUGUGAAAAGUUGUUAAACAACAUGCUAAAUGUGAAAUGUCAACCCUCACUCUAAACUUUCACUGUUCAGAGCAUCAGAUAAGGACUUCAUUGGGUUUUAUAGUGGCUGAUUUUUGGUAGUCCAUUGAAGAAGAGAGUUUGAAAGUUGUAUACUGUUAAUGACUGUCUGCCCAUGUCCUGCCUGAAAUACCAUGAUUGUUUACGGAAAAUAUCUUUAAUAAAGCUGGAUACAGUUUGAAAGAAAAAAAAAA